This is a messenger RNA of Aspergillus versicolor CBS 583.65, 1180 nucleotides long. RefSeq lists its product as uncharacterized. Bases 113 to 1126 code for a protein of 337 amino acids. Lineage: Eukaryota; Fungi; Ascomycota; Eurotiomycetes; Eurotiales; Aspergillaceae. The transcript has a single exon. The record is from RefSeq and is a predicted model, not a curated record.
UUUACAUUCAAUCAUAUUUUGUUUAUCCUUUCCCCAUCUUAAAGACUUAGCUUUUGCUGUUCAGGCCUCUUCUAUACUGUAUAUUGAUGCACAGAGCUAACCCUAGCUUAUCAUGGAGAAUAACAGCGAUACUCCCGGAUUAUCACCAUGUCCUUAUACCCACCAUCCCGCACAGGAUCCAGAGCUCCCAACUCUAGGCGUCUUCGAAUUAAGGUCCGGACACUCAUGGGAAUCACCAGUUCACCCUGGACAGGUCGAACAACAAAUCCAACUACAAGAUGGCUACAGCAGAGAGGUUGAACAAAUUCAGCAGCAACAGCAAUAUGCGCUGCGGCAACAAACAGAGCACGACCAGAGCAGGUACUCACAUAUAUUCCAAAAAAUGCGCACAGCGCAGGAACAACGAGAACUAAUCGCCCAAAACCAUGCGCGCCUUGAAGCAGCAGCACAACGUCUCUCAUAUCGCACUCAGAAUCAGCAGCCUCGCAUGGAACAACAAACCCGAUAUGAAAGAGAGCAACGUCUUCGUCUCCGACUCCGUCGUCGCCAUCACCGACAACUAGCCCAACAAGUCCAGGCACAGUUCCGCCAGGAAGGCAUCACACUCAAAUUGCCGCAACUCCAAACCAAGGAGGCCAAUCGAGCCACACACUCGCUUACAAGAAGAAUCCACCCCAACUUCCACUACAUGACCUACCUCCUCUCCAGGAAGCUCGCACCAUUAGUCCAUUGCCUGUCGGGGAUGCCGCACCCUUACUUUCCGAAAUCAAUGCUUUCGUUUAAGCUUCUCACGUCUGUAGAGCUGGAUGCCCUAGCUCUGCACUUUGACCAGGUAUAUCCGCCGAAUCAGGCAACAUUCCUUUACCCGAAACCCAUUAAGCCGUGGUUAGCUACGAACGGGUUCGUGAGGAACUUGGGGGUCGCCACGAGUGUAAAGAGGAGGCGGUUUGGACAGUUUAUUGGGCUGAGGGGUUGUGAGAGCCCAGCUAGGGAGAAACGCGAUGGCGAGGAGGAGAGCAUACGUGAGCAGGUUGAGAAGGACUGGGAGGAUAGGUUAAGAGGGUCUAGGGCUGAGAAUCGGGCGAGGUGUCGAGAGUGUUGGGGGAAUUGCGCGGCCUGGGUUUGAAGUCGUAAAUACAAGAUAAUAUAAUAUUUAUUAUCAACGCGUGUUGCCCAUGUG